This is a messenger RNA of Mangifera indica (mango), 2174 nucleotides long. Its product is annotated as COBRA-like protein 10. The transcript has 2 exons. Bases 1 to 2031 code for a protein of 676 amino acids. Gene Ontology annotation, biological process: cellulose microfibril organization. Gene Ontology annotation, cellular component: membrane. The record is from RefSeq and is a predicted model, not a curated record. Lineage: Eukaryota; Viridiplantae; Streptophyta; Magnoliopsida; Sapindales; Anacardiaceae.
AUGAGAACAGUUCGGAUGAUAAGCUUGAAACGAAUACUGUCACCACCGCCAUUGCUUCGUUGUGUUUUAUUUCUUGUUUGUAUUGCGCUUUUGUUGGAUGUAAAUAAUGGCCAGGAUGGUGGAGAUGAUUACAAUGAUGGCGGCGAGGAUGCUGCCCCGGCUCCACCACCAGGUCAAGACGAAUGUAAUGGGAUCUUCUUGACGUACAGUUUGACUGGACGAGAAAAGGAAUUACCUUUCCUCAAGGAUGCAGCCAAACAAGCUUGGGCGUUUAAGGCCAUUGCGAGUAUUGUGAAUGCUGGCACUGAGGAGCUUAAAGCGUGGAAAAUGUUUGUGGGGUUUCAGCACAAAGAGAUUUUGGUGUCGGCUACCGGAGCCACCAUUAUCGACGGUUCUGAUUUUCCUACGCCGGUUGGGAAUGGAACCACCUUUGUGGGCAACCCAAUGGCGGAUUUGAAAACCUCCAUCGAUACCGCCGGUGAUUAUUCUCAGAUUUCCGCUAAGAUUGAAAUCAAAGGCACCCAAUUCGGAGUUAGGCCACCGGGUGUCCCAAUGCCAAAGAGCCUUAAGCUCAUGAACGAUGGAUUUGCUUGUCCUGGCGCAACCAGAAAAGGGAGCUAUAUGCAUGUCUGCUGUAAAAGGAAUCCAAAAUACAAAGCGCCACCAGCCAAAACCACCAAAUAUGCACGACGGCAGAAGGGAGAUCUCUCUAUAAUGUUUGAUGUAAUUCAAGCCUCUGCCAACAAUUAUCUUGCUGAAGUUACCAUUGACAACCUCCACCCUUUAGGCCGGCUUAACCAUUGGAACUUGACGUGGGAAUGGCAACAUGGUGAGUUCAUUUCAACCAUGAGGGGAGCUUUCACUCGCAAAAAGGGCGCUGCUGAUUGCAUUUAUGGCCCUGCUGGGAAAUAUUACAAGGAAUUUGAUUUCUCAACUGUCAUGAAUUGUCAGAAGAAGCCUAUCAUUUCUGAUUUGCCUGCUGAUAGAAAAGAUGAUGAGAAAAUUGGGAAGUUACCAUUUUGUUGUAGGAAUGGUAGUGUUUUGCCAAAAACGAUGAAUGCGAGUGAGUCAAAAUCGGUUUUUCAGAUGCAGGUUUUUAAGUUGCCUCCUUAUGACAACAGAACUGCUCUUCUUCCCCCACUGAAAUGGGCAAUCACUGGUAUUGUAAAUCCCACGUACAAGUGUGGUGCUCCGCUAAGAGUUGAAGCAUCUGAAUAUCCUGACCCCACGGGACUUCAAGCUAUUACUACUGCAAUGGCAAGUUAUCAAAUCAUUUGCAACAUUACAAAGCCUGAGAAACAUAAAGCUCGGUGCUGUGUUUCAUUCUCUGCCUAUUAUAAUGACUCUAUCAUUCCUUGCCAAACUUGUGCUUGUGGUUGUCCAAAUACUGAAAGAUGCAACCCCAAGGCUAAAGCUUUGCUCCUUCCUGCAGAGGCUCAACUUGUGCCUUUCGAAAAUAGGACUCUCCAAGCUAAAGCUUGGGCUAGUAUCAAUCAUAAGCGUGUUCCUAGGCCAAUGCCAUGUCCUGACAACUGUGGAGUGAGUGUUCAUUGGCACGUCAAUAGUGAUUAUAAAGAAGGAUGGUCAGCCAGAGUUACCAUCUUCAAUUGGGGUGCUGACACAUUUGAGGAUUGGUUUGCAGCAGUGAAAAUGGACAAGGCUUAUGCAGGUUUUGAAAAAGUGUAUUCAUUCAAUGGGACAAAGUUGCCUCAAGUAAAUAAAACCAUUUUCUUCCAAGGGUUAAAAGGUCUAAAUUACUUGGUGGCAGAGACAAACGGUUCUAAAAGAGGUGAACCAAGAGUGCCAGGAAAACAGCAAUCUGUGAUUUCAUUCACCAAGAAACAAACACCAAAAAUAAAAAUUCCGAGGGGUGAUGGGUUUCCUGCUAAGGUGUUCUUCAAUGGAGAAGAAUGUGCUCUUCCAGCAGAAUUUCCUAAGAAAGAUUCCGGGCAUAAAUCUCCUGUGAAUUUCUUGCUUGUUAUGCUCAUCGGAGUCCUGACUUUCGUGUUGAUGCAGGAUCAAUUCCAUUAAAACUGGCACCCAUUUGGGUUAUUUUGUCUUCUUGUAAGUCUGUUCUGUAGGAAGUUGGUAAGAUUUCAAUUACUUGUAUUUAAAUUAUUUAAGCAAUUAGAGCACUCUAUCAUGGAAAAAUUUUAACUAAGCACUGCUUUAAU